GUUAUCUGUAUUGAGUCUAAAGUUACUGUAGUCUGGCAAGAUGGCACAGAAGAGAAGGAUAUACCCUCCACUCAGUUAUACUAUUCAAUUUCUCUUGAUGAUCAUGAAUUUUUUCCUGGAGAAUGGGUUGUAAGAGAUGAUGACAAAGAUGAAUCUAACAAAUACGGCGUCGUCCAAAAUGUCAAUUAUUUAGAGAGAACAGCUAGUAUAAAAUGGUUCUCUCAUUCAGAAACUGAAAAGAAGCCUGAAGAAUUAGCAAUAAGUGAAAUGAGUGUUUAUGACCUGAAAAAACAUGCAAAAUUUGUUUUCCGUCCUCGUAGCAUAGUCAAGUCGAAACCAGCUCAGGAUGAGAAGAUGGGAAAAGUAAUAGAUAGUUGCAUAGAAGGAUAUGUAAAGGUACAAUGGUUAGAUGGAUCAGAAGAAAACUGUUGGCCGCAAGAUAUUGAACUUAUUCCAGAAGCAGCUGAUUUAGAUUAUUCAGACGAAGAAUCAUCAGAUGAAGAUGGUGCCGGUGUAUCUUGGGAGACUGAAAGUAUUGAAUCUUACGCAGGGGAUUUAUCUGAUGAAACGGUACUGCAGAAUAUGGCUGCACGGCUUGAUUUUGUUAGGAAUAGGAUAAUAUAUUUGAAGGAAGCUUUCAAGCAGCAUACAAUUACUGAGAAUAUUUCGUUUCUCAAGGAUCUGCUGUUGGUAUAUGAAAACUCGAGUUAUUUAGACAAGUUGCUUGGCACCUCUUUCUUCAGUUUGAAAAGCAAGCACUUUCAAGCCCUACUCGUCCAAGUGAAAGAGAAAGCAAAAUCUCUUGGCCUAGAUCUAAGGGGAAGACUGUUUUCAAGUGACAAUCUCUGUCCGUCCAUUUCUAAAAUUAAGAUAGCAGAAAAAGAAAACAUCAGCAAAAUGAUUAAGCUAGAAAAUAAAAUCAACGCACAAAUAGAGAAGAUAGAGGGCAAGGAAUCGACAGUCCCAACAACACCUCUCACCCCUGAGAGUACAGAAAUAGCUUAUAUUUCUCAAGAAAAUCUCUGCAUAGAACUUCUCUCUAUGCUCAAAGUUCGCAUGGACCUUGCUUAUGCCGAAAUAAUAAGUCGAAUUGGAGGCAGCCAAGCUUUUUCAGUUCUUACAAAAGCUUCUGAAAAUAUAGCUACUCCAUCUACCACUACACCUUUACCAAGUUGUCCUACCACACCAGAGGAAUCUUUUUCCACACUGAGUCCUUUGAAACAAAAAUUGAGUGAAAAUAUUGAGGGAGAGAACGUACCAUAUUCAAUAAUUGAAGAUGCUCCUGUUACCCAUCAUUAUUUUUCAACAAAAUUUGAACCAACAGAUCUACAGAGGUUCCUCAAAGCAGUUCAGAAGGAGUACAAACUCAUGAAGGAAUCUCUUCCUCGUGGUGUAUGGGUACGAUCGUAUGGAAAUAGAAUUGACUUGUUAUCUGUAAUGAUCAAAGGACCGGCCAAAACGCCUUAUGAAGAUGGAUUGUUUCUCUUUGACAUCCAGCUCAGUUCUGACUAUCCCCGGUCACCACCACUAGUUCACUAUAUAAGCUAUAGCUCAGAAAGACUCAAUCCAAAUCUAUAUGUCGAGGGAAAGGUUUGUGUGUCACUUUUAGGAACUUGGAUGGGACGCGGCACAGAAGUUUGGGGUCCCAACAGCACCCUUCUCCAACUUAUAGUUUCCAUCCAAGGAUUAAUUUUAGUAGCAGAGCCUUAUUAUAAUGAAGCUGGUUAUGAAAAACAGACUGAUACGCAACAAGGUUAUGAAAACUCGAGGACUUACAAUGAACUCGUCAUCUUGAAGAUGGUACAGUCAAUGAGGGAGUUACUACUCUCUCCUACUGAAGCUUUUAGACAGGAAAUUUUCGCACAUUUUUCACAAAACGGCCAACAACUAUGUGAUAGGUUGAACAGUUACUGCAGUGACAAUGAUCCGGUGGAUCCGGGAUUUCCUUUGCUGCCUGUUAGUCGAGGGUUGAAACUUUCCCUCUCAUCAGCAUUAGAAUCAUUUAAAGGAGUACUGAGUAAAAUUGGUGAUAAGAGUGAGGUUGCAAAAGAAACAUAAUUUUGUAAUGUUACUCUCAAUAAACGUUGAUUAUUCAGUUGUUUUUGGCAUGUUGAUCUGAGUAAUGAUGAAUCUAUUAUCAGUACAUGCUUAAUGAUCUAA
Molecule: messenger RNA, 2160 nt
Organism: Leptinotarsa decemlineata (Colorado potato beetle)
Lineage: Eukaryota; Metazoa; Arthropoda; Insecta; Coleoptera; Chrysomelidae
Product: (E3-independent) E2 ubiquitin-conjugating enzyme UBE2O
Molecular function (GO): ubiquitin conjugating enzyme activity
Source: RefSeq, a predicted model, not a curated record